UAGGGUACCCACCAAAUAGGACUGGUCACAAAAUAUAAAACGAAGGACACUGCGAGAUAUUUCUACUUCAUCUCACAUGUAAACGCUACUGUACUCUAUGUAGGUCAGCUAACUGGAAGAAGAGAAGCUCAGUUAAAACCUGUCUGACCUGUGCGUACAUCGCGCAGUGAAAGCAUGAAUUCAGUCUACAGUCCUUUAUAUACAAGAGUAAAGGAAGUGUUUAUAGGGUGUGUGUUGUCUUGCAUGUCCCUUUAAAACUAAGCCUUACCCCUCGCGCUCAGAAGUUUAGUGACGUUCUGUACCUGCCGCCAGGUGAGACUGGAUGUUUUAAUGCGCGCGGUGGACCUGUGGGACUUUUUAAUAGGGCUUUUGUUAUUUUUCAUUAAGGUUUAUGAAGUAUUUGGAUUAGGAUAUGGUACAAACUACGUGUGUGGAUAGUGGACGUUAAACCAAAAAAUCAGUGUUUUUAGGAGGCUGAUUUCUAUAAAUCGCCGAAACGUCUCGACAACAUCAACAUACGGGAACUUUUUUACGAAAAUACAGUAUCUAGUUAUUUACUGAUGGAUGAGAGGCGAUUGAAAAUACCAAAUAUAAUGAAGAAUCACGUUUACUUCCUUUGAUCAUCCGAUGUUAUAUUUCAUGCAAGCUUUUUGCAACUCAGAGAACAUAAACAAACCUUCUCAAAGAGAAUGGCAUUAAAGCGAUCAUCUUCCAUGAAGACCCAGCUGGUCAAUGCUAUCCAGCUUCAAGAAGUGGAGCUGGGAGAAACCAGCACCGACCAUACCUAUAACACACCAGUAGAACCUGCAGAACCUCCAGAGGUCAAGGAAAUAAAAUGUUACACUGUGGAGGAGGCCGUCGAGAACAUUGGCUUUGGACGCUUUCAUAUUAUGCUUUUUGUCAUCAUGGGGAGUGCCAAUAUAGUGGAGGCGAUGGAGAUUAUGUUACUGGCUGUAGUUUCUCCCGAGAUCCGCUGCGAGUGGCGUCUGGAGGAUUGGCAGGUGGCUCUGGUCUCCACGAUGGUGUUUUUGGGUUUUAUGGUCUGUGGGGUUCUCAGUGGUUAUUUGGCUGACAAAUACGGACGGUGGAAGGUGGUGUUUAGUGGCUUUGUGUGGGCUUCAUAUUUUUCUCUACUUACUUCGUUCUCCCCAUCAUACGGCUGGUUUAUCUUCCUGCGCUGUAUGGUCGGCUGUGGAGUGGCGGCCACAUCUCAAGGGUUUGUUCUGAAGACAGAAUUCAUUCCAGCCAAAUACAGAGCAUUUUUGCUACCUCUUGCUUCAAUCUUCUGGAUGUUGGGAUCAAUGCUCAUCAUCAUUCUCGGUAUGACGGUGGUGCCCACAAUGGGCUGGCGUUGGAUGAUCCGUUUCUCCAUCAUCCCCAGUAUCAUACUCAUUGGACUGUUCCUGUUGAUUCCUGAGUCUGCACGGUACCAGGUCUCAGCAGGUAACAUCCAGGGAGCUAUGUCUACACUUCGGUGGAUUGCUAAUAUGAAUGGCGCAACGCUACCUGAAGGAGAACUGAGAGAGCCAGAAGUGACAGAAAGAGGAAAUGCAUUCACUCUGAUCAGUUCUGGAUUGAGAAGAACAUCACUGUUGCUGUGGUACUCAUGGUUUGUGGCCUCUUUCUGCUAUUAUGGUUCAGUGCUUAGCAGCUCAGAGUUACUGGAAAAGAAUCUUCUGUGUGUGACGGAUGCAGACCAAGAGCACCAGAUCAAACACAACCAGGAGGAGGCACUGUGCUAUUGUAUUCCAUUUAAUUCAGCUGACUACCAGACGCUUCUCAUCAGCUCUCUCGGCGAGGUGGCACUCAUACCUCUGAAUAUUGGACUAUUAAAUAUAUUCGGACGAAAGCCAAGCAUGGCCAUUCUGUUGAUGCUUGCUGCUGUUUUUUUUAUGCUUGUUAAUAUCUGCACAACAAUGUUUGGUUUCACCGUACUGCUCUUCCUUCUCCGUUCUGUGGUUGCGAUGAAUUUUAAUGUGGUCUAUAUAUAUACAGCAGAGGUUUAUCCGACAUCUGUGCGCUCAAUAGGAAUGGGUUUUUGUACUUCCUUCAGUCGAAUUGGGGGAAUGAUCGCGCCAUUUAUUGCACAGGUACUGAUGUCCAAGUCUGUAGUUCUGGCUCUGACUCCGUUUGCAGUGGCGUGUGUUAUUUGUGCCGGGGGAGUUUCCCUGCUGCCCAUAGAGACCAGAGGAAGGGCGUUACUGCAAAAUGCAUGAAGUACACACCUGAUGAAGAUGAAAGACAGUUUUGUAACAAAAAAAUAAAAUCAUUUAAGAUAUCAUAUUAAAGUUGGAACUGUUUUUUAAACAAUUUUGUGGGUCAUGUUUUUAUAGAGACCAUUAAAGACCACAUAACAUGUUUUGACUAACACAAUUUUCUUUGUUGGUUAAUGAGGCAUGUUGAAUGGUUCAUGUUUCUUUUAAAUAACAAAAGACUUUAUGUCCCAAGCUCUCCACUUGCUAUUGCUAGUCAUUGCCAUUUUGUAAUAUGAAAAGAGUACAUUCUCAUUUAGGCCUAUAAGACAAAAA
Molecule: messenger RNA, 2528 nt
Organism: Paramisgurnus dabryanus
Lineage: Eukaryota; Metazoa; Chordata; Actinopteri; Cypriniformes; Cobitidae
Source: RefSeq, a predicted model, not a curated record